Ctenopharyngodon idella (grass carp) is the source of this 2036-nucleotide messenger RNA. RefSeq names its product galectin 8a (gene lgals8a). Lineage: Eukaryota; Metazoa; Chordata; Actinopteri; Cypriniformes; Xenocyprididae. Gene Ontology annotation, molecular function: carbohydrate binding. The record is from RefSeq and is a predicted model, not a curated record. Bases 127 to 1074 code for a protein of 315 amino acids. The transcript is spliced from 10 exons.
GGUCACUGAACGCGUCAUUCACACAUACGGAAGUGAAAGUGCAGAAUGCGUUUAUAUUUUCUUUCUCAGCUGGUGAUUAACUCGUAAAACAGCAUAUAAAGAGACUUUCUGAACAGCAUCGCCAAUAUGUCUGUCGCAAGUGCGAAACAAACAGUAAUGAAUCCAACGAUUCCUUAUGCUGGUACCAUCCUGGGCGGACUUCAACCUGGAGAGAUGGUGCUCAUUCAGGGCAGUGUACCUAGUGAUUCCGACAGAUUUCAGGUUGACCUGACCUGCGGGAGCAGCAUGAAGCCACGGGCAGAUGUGGCUUUUCAUUUUAAUCCUCGCUUCAAGCGCUCUCCCUACAUCGUCUGUAACACGCUGCAGAAGGAGCGCUGGGGAAAAGAGGAGAUCCACUACCUGAUGCCCUUCAGGCACGGCGCUGCCUUUGAGAUCAUCAUACUCGUACAGAAAGAUUUGUUCAAGGUGGCAGUAAACGGCUCUCAUCUGCUGGAGUACAGGCACAGGUUAGAGCUCAAGAAGGUGGACACACUGGCCAUAUCAGGGAAGGUUCAAAUUCAGGCCAUUGGGUUUAUUCCCAGUUCAGCAAGUAAGAACCCCAUCACACCUCAAAACGCAGUUGUGAGCAAAAGAUCACAGCCUUAUUCAGUCAUGUCGGAGUCAGGUGACACGAGUCUUCCAUUCAAGAGCAAACUUGCGAAAGGAUUGAGUGCAGGAGAUUCCAUUAUGGUGAAGGGGCAGAUCACUGAUUUCCCUCAGAGCUUCACAGUAAACUUGCGCAUCAGUAACUCAGAGGACAUCGCUUUUCACCUAAACUCUCGUUUCAAAACUGGAUCCUUUGUUCGAAACUCUUUCCUGUCGGGUUGUUGGGGGUUCGAGGAGCGCUCCCUCCCCAGCUUUCCCUUCUCACCUGGUCAAUACUUUGAGAUGAUCAUCCUGUGUGAAGCUCAGGAGUUUAAAGUGGCAGUUAACGGGUUCCACCAGCUGAGUUACAAGCACCGUGUUCAGGAUCUGAGUUGUGUGGAUGUGCUGGAGAUUGUGGGAGAUCUAGAGCUUAAGGAUGUCAAGAUGUGAUUCACUCCCCUACAAAAUCACCUCAAUCAUUGUAGAAUGAUUAAUUUGUCCUAAUUUAAACCAUACCUUGUUUUUUUUUUUUUGUUUUUUUUUCCCCAAUAUGUCCUGAAUUUUGAUAAAGUGUGAUCUGAAUGACAAGUUCCUCUUCAAAGGCAGGCAGAAAUGAACUCCUGAUGACUGAGAUAAACCCCAUUUGCUGAUUAUUAGGUGAGGAGAUCUGCAGAUGAUCUGAACUUGAACCUGGAUGAGGUGAAGUUGGCUCCAUGACUUCUUGAGUUCAAUAUUAAAAUUAAACAUGGUUGCAAUGGGUCAAAAAAGGUUGUAGACCCUGGAAAUAACAGAUGGAUGGGGGAAAAAAAUGCCAUCUGGCAGGAAGGGUUAUGCGACAGUAAUUGUACUGUCUGUCCAGCCAUUUGUUUCAGAAUCAUUCCAAGUUAAUUCCAGGCAUUUGCAAUUACAGAUUGCAGCUUUAAAUUUUACACUGUUAGGGCAGAAAUCCUGAUCUAACCAUAAACCUUUUCAAUAAUGAGUAUAAUAAAUGAAGUUGAGGUUCUCAAAACAUUUAAUUUUCCUUUCUGCAGAAGGUGUAAUUUUACAUCAGACAAGCAGAUGAUUAGCUAAUGAAUCCUGCACUAAUGCAUCUGACUUGGCAUAAUAGCUUUAUGGGAAUAUCAAAUCAAUAAUCACAUUUGCCAUUACGUUCCAGGAACUAAUAAAGAUAAGUAAAUGGUUUUUUUUUUUUUUUUUUUUUUUGGUUUAUAGUUUUUGCAGAUCUAUGCAAUUUUCCAACUGCCUAGAAUUGUUUUUUGCUACUACUAGAUUUAAGAAAUGUGUAGUAAUUUGUGAUAUGUUAUAAAAUACUUUUUUUUUUUUUUUCCUUUGAGAUCUAUUAAACAAUGUAUUAGAAAUAAGCAAUAUUAUAAAAAAUAAUAUAAUAAAAAUAUAAUAUAUACAUUUUACAA